CGUGUCGUUCAUUGCCAUUAAUAUUUUGCAACGUGAAGUUUUUUUAAUGAAAUUUUUUAAAUUUUUUAAUUCUUUAUUUUACUAACAAAUAUGCGUUUCGCUAGCGAGCACUGACCGUUUAGCCGAACUCAGUGCAAUGCCAGCCACGGUACACUUUUGUUUUAUUUCUUGUGACAUGCGAAAUUGAUUACGGUGUUUUACAAUUGAGUAGGAUAGGCUGUGUAUGUCAAUACAAGUGUGUCGGUAACCAAACAAUCUGUCGAUUAUACGGGCAUUUCUGUUGUAAUCAGAUGAUGGAAAGUAAAUGCUCUAUUUCUUUAUUUAGCUCUUCGGAUUUAAAUCAAAAGCCAGGACUCAACACACCUGAGCCAGAGUGUGUUACAGCACACAGCAGGGUCAGUGAUGUACACCACACACACACAUCACUGAUUAAAAUAGAAACUGAUCUGGGCUCCUCCCACACUGGCAAUCUUAUUAAGACCGAGAGCCUCGACAGUGCAGAGCUGGGAUAUGUAACCCAUCUGCACCCUGACGAGAUCAAAACAGAAGCUGAUGAUGGAGGAUACCGUCAGGCAGAACACAUCAGUGACUUGCAGGAUAUUAUAUGUGUUAAUAUUAAAUCUGAUGAAAUGAAGUGUGAAUCCAGUGAAGGUUUAGUGAGUGCUCUCAUGAAUACUGUGAUAACUGGAGCUGGUGUUGAUCACAAAGACCAGACUGAACCAUGGAAAUAUACAGGAGGGCCAAUGCUGACCCAACGGAGUAAUUUAAAUCCUCACUGUGACGUAAUCAAUGGAAACAAGCAUGUCCAGGAUCUUCCCCGGGUACUCACUCCACCGGUUAUCACCGGGGAAGACUCUGAGGAGUCCGCAGGCCCUGACGGACAGCUGGGCUACCAGCACGUUACCCGGCUGGCCAGUGCCUUAGUGGACUUGCGGGAACUGGACUUCGUGUCGGACGCCAAGGUGGACAAGCUGGUGUGUCUGUGGACCGCUCUCCCAGACGCAGACAAAAGCCGGCUUGUCUACCCUUCCCGGCACCAGGAGAGGCUCGUGAAGGGGCGGUUCAAGGCAACGAAGAGCAAGACCUCUGUCAUGCCAGGAAAGGAGAGUCUCCAACGUUGCCUUCUUGGACAAGCCUCGGGUCCUGCAAGUUGGCCGAGCGCCAGUCGCCUGGUGGAGGCCAUUUGCAGCCAGCUCUGCCGCCUGCACCCCACCGGAUACACGUCCAGCGGAGUCCGGAGGACGCGGUGGGCGGCAGUGCUCGCGGAUUAUACCCACAUCCGCGAGCUCGUGCUGGACAACCCGAGGCUGAUGGCCCAGACCACACUGCAACUGUUCGAGCUGAACCAGCGCACUCUCUCCCAGUGGUUCUCCCGGAGGCAGAAGGAGUGGGAGAGAACUGUGCUGGAGCAGGCCGUGGUGGCUCCCUCUACUCCGGCUGUCGCUUCCCAGCCGUUGCCACGGCAGCUCCUUCGGGGUGAGGUGAGCGGACAGCCGCCAUUCGUCUUCGUCACCCCAGAAGACCGGUCGCGCCAGGCCACCCAGCACAGACGGAUCGCCCACGCGCACAUCCUGCCAUCCUCCGGCGUCCCAGCCCAGCUCGACACCGCCACGCCACCGCCCGUUCCGCGGACAACAGCGUGGCGGCGGCGCAAAGAGGCGGAGAGAGCGAGGGCGGGAGGCGCCAUUCCGCCAAAGCGGCGGAAUCCGGUGGAGUACAUCUGCGCGCAGUGCAAACAGCCGAAGCGGCGGGAGUUCGGGCACAGCCGCUUCGGCAAAGUGUCUUUCUGCGCCGCCGCCGCCGGAAGGUCUGUGGAGGAGUGGCUGGCAGAGAUGAAGGGCGCUCGGGAGCGAAGCGUCCAGGAGGGCGCUCAGGAGCGAAGUGCCCAGGAGGACGCUGAUCCACCUGCUGGGCGGCGGACGCCUUAUCCCUGUAAAUAGUUCCGUGUUUGUCAGAUAGACUUCUGGCCGAUGCAGCUUAUUUGAACUCAGAACGAGUGGUUUUUAUUAAUUUCACAAUAACAUCAUGGCAUGUGCGGUAAACGAAGUGCAGUCCACCAACCUUGCUCUUAUCACUUCCUGUUCGUUGCAGCGUAGCUGCUUAUUCUAGCUCUUUGAUUGGUUACACGGUAUGUCCGUCAGUUGUAUUACCCAAUACCUUGAGAGUGUUCUGCCCUCUACUCUGACCGGUACCUUGACGAGUUGUAGGGGCUUGUGUGUGCUAAUGACCCUCAGAGCUAUAUUGCCUGCAGUCUUUGGACUGCUGGUAGGGACACCCAUGGCAAGCAGGUCUGCGACGAAGCACCGGACAAAAGCCGGUCUGGAACUCUUGGUUGCCUCAGAAAGCAGGUGUCCCCUGGUUCAUUUGUAAUG
Molecule: messenger RNA, 2372 nt
Organism: Anguilla rostrata (American eel)
Lineage: Eukaryota; Metazoa; Chordata; Actinopteri; Anguilliformes; Anguillidae
Exons: 4
Coding region: 291-1940 (549 amino acids)
Source: RefSeq, a predicted model, not a curated record